Messenger RNA from Cylicocyclus nassatus, 531 nucleotides. Lineage: Eukaryota; Metazoa; Nematoda; Chromadorea; Rhabditida; Strongylidae. The record is from the annotation of a GenBank genome assembly.
GAUCUGUGUUAUGAAAUGGCUACCUUCAAUUAAACCCGAUUUCACCAACGUUUUUCAAUUAUAGAAAAGAAUUCUUAAUGAGACACUGGUAGCGUCUUGCAAAACAUGCACCAUGCCGACGAACGUAGAACUUAUUCCGUAGUAUAUGAGCAAAAGAAUACAGUCGCAGUUGUUGGAGACCAUAGUUGGAGACCCAAGGAAAAAUGUCGUCUGUCUUGGCUAAGGAUGAAAAGAAAUCUGCCUACGUUGAUAAUCAUGAAAAGCUUUCUUUCAAAGUGUAUAAUUAUCUUCAUCUCACAACAUUUGUUUUAAGCCAUUAUGUGUCGCCGUCAGUUUUGCUCCCUGUCAUAUUCAGUUUAUUGCCCAAUUAUGGUUUCCCGCGGAAGUGUUCCUUCUUACGACGAAUUACAAAUCUUGGGAUACAUGGCGAGGCAUUGCGAAACAUGACAUAUACGUAGUGAGACAUAGUAUUUAUGCCCCCCCCCCAUUUGAGGGGCAACUUCGCGCAGCUAUUUUAGGGUUAUAUUCGUA